Akanthomyces muscarius is the source of this 1866-nucleotide messenger RNA. RefSeq lists its product as uncharacterized. Gene Ontology annotation, cellular component: protein phosphatase type 2A complex; cytoplasm. Lineage: Eukaryota; Fungi; Ascomycota; Sordariomycetes; Hypocreales; Cordycipitaceae. The coding region runs from base 1 to 1866 and encodes 621 amino acids. The record is from RefSeq and is a predicted model, not a curated record. Gene Ontology annotation, biological process: protein dephosphorylation. Gene Ontology annotation, molecular function: protein phosphatase regulator activity. The transcript is spliced from 8 exons.
AUGGCUGACGCGCCAAACCCAAAUGACGAGCUUUACCCCAUCGCCGUCCUCAUCGAUGAGCUCAAGCAUGACGACGUUCUCCUCCGCCUCAAUGCCAUCCACCGUCUCUCCACCAUCGCUCUAGCUCUCGGUCCCGAGCGCACUCGCGAGGAGCUGGUUCCUUUUCUCGAUGAAUCGGUCGAGGAUGAGGACGAAGUACUGGUCGCUCUGAGCGAGGAGCUUGGUAGCUUCACCGAAUACGUCGGUGGUCCCCAGUGGGCUCAUGUUAUUCUCUCUCCUCUUGAGAACCUCGCAGCUAUCGAAGAGCCGGUCGUGCGCGACAAGGCUGUCGAGUCUCUCAACAAGAUCUGCGAGGGUCUCAACCCUCAGCAAGUCGAAGAAUAUUUUAUUCCCCUCACCAUCCGUCUCGCCAAGGCCGACUGGUUUACAUCCAAGGUGUCGGGCUGCGGUCUCUUCACAGCUCCCUACAAGAAGGUCACACCCCCGGUACAGGAACAGCUUCGCAACCAGUUUGGUCUGCUAGUACACGAUGAGACUCCCAUGGUUCGCCGUCAGGCCGCGACCAACAUGGCCAAGUUUGUCAGGGAGAUGCCUGCUUCCAUCGUUGUCGAUGAUAUGAUACCCCUCUUCCAGCAUCUCGUCCAGGACGAUCAGGACAGCGUCAGGCUUCUAACUGUCGAGAUUCUCAUCGCCAUUGCCGAAGUUGUUCCCGCCAAGCAACAAUCAAGCCACGGCGUUCUUCUCACAUCGCUGCGAAAUCUGAUAGAAGAUAAAAGCUGGCGCGUGAGAUAUAUGAUCGCAGACAGAUUUGAGAAGAUUGCCAAGGCCGUCGAUGAGGAGGUUGUUUCGCGCGAUUUGGUUCCGGCUUUCGUCAAGCUGCUCAAGGAUAACGAGGCCGAGGUCCGCACUGCCAUCGCUGGCCAGAUUCCCGGAUUCUGCGCUCUGGUUGACCACGACGUCCUUCUCAAAGAUAUUAUGCCAAGUGUUGAGGACCUCGUGUCUGACACUUCGCAGCAUGUUCGCGCUGCUCUGGGAACUCAAAUUAGCGGCUUGGCCCCCAUUCUGGGCAAGCAAGAGACUAUUGAUCACUUGCUGCCCAUGUUCCUUCUCAUGCUCAAGGAUGAGUUCCCCGAGGUUAGACUCCACAUCAUCUCCAAGCUGGAGCAGGUUAAUCAAGUUAUUGGCAUCGACCUGCUUUCACAGUCUCUGCUUCCUGCCAUUGUGCAGCUUGCCGAGGACAAGCAGUGGAGAGUCCGCCUCGCCAUUAUCGAGUACAUUCCACUUCUUGCCAGCCAAUUGGGUGUCAACUUCUUCAACGAGAAGCUCAGCAACCUCUGCAUGGACUGGCUUGGCGACACUGUCUUUUCCAUUCGUGAGGCCGCUACACAUAAUCUAAAGAAGCUCACCGAAGUAUUCGGCGUUGAGUGGGCCAGCGAGGCCAUCAUUCCCAAGGUCGUCGACAUGGGCCAGCACAGCAACUAUUUGUAUAGAAUGACGACGUGCUUUGCCAUUUCGACUCUUGCCAGCGUUGUGAGCCUUGACGUCAUUGAGCAAUCUAUCCUGCCUAUUCUGGACAACAUGGUAGAGGACGACAUCCCCAACAUCCGCUUCAACGUCGCGAAGACAUACUCUGUUAUUAUCGGAGUGUUGCGCCGUCUGCCCGAGAAGGGCACCAUCUAUUCGCUGGAGAAGGAGGGUGCUGAGAUGGUUCCGUCGUCCAGAGGCCAGGAGCUGAUUCAGGAGCGGGUGCUGCCCAACCUCGGCAAGCUGCAAAAGGACAACGACGUGGACGUGCGGUACUUUGCGACGACAGCCGCCGGCGAGGCGACAGCCUCGGGUGGUGAGCCUAUGAAUACAUCACCUUAG